Messenger RNA from Zophobas morio, 1008 nucleotides. Its product is annotated as heat shock protein beta-1. The transcript is spliced from 4 exons. Lineage: Eukaryota; Metazoa; Arthropoda; Insecta; Coleoptera; Tenebrionidae. The coding region runs from base 154 to 780 and encodes 208 amino acids. Gene Ontology annotation, cellular component: nucleus; cytoplasm. The record is from RefSeq and is a predicted model, not a curated record. Gene Ontology annotation, biological process: response to heat; protein refolding.
AAGUCCCCCACACACAAUCUAUUUAAAACCUAAAGCCCAGUUCAAGCCAUCAGUCGAGCUUGAACCAUCGUGCAUGCACAGCGAGAGCGAGUGCUUUGAAACAACAUAACGUGUUUAGUGCAGUGAAGUGUAGUAGCAGUUAAAAGCAACAAAAUGUCCGAAGGAAUCCGACGUGACAUCCCCAUCAAGUUGGGCGACUUCAGCGUAAUCGACACCGAAUUUAGCAGUAUAAGGGAGAGGUUUGACGCGGAAAUGCGAAAAAUGGAGGAAGAGAUGAGCAAAUUUAGGUCCGAACUGAUGAAUAGAGAAUCAAAUAACUUCUUCAGAAGCACGACAAGGUCGUACGAAUAUGAGAGUGUUUCUGGAGGAAACAAAUCUAAAUCGUCAAGCACAACUACUCAAUCCUCACACAACUCCGGUUUAGACGUAGCUCAAAGACCCGGGGGUGACGUCAGAACAUGGUACGAUGAUCUAAACUCGCCUUUAAUCCAAGAAGAUGGAAAUAACAAAUGCCUAAAAUUACGAUUCGAUGUGAGUCAGUACGCCCCAGAGGAAAUCGUUGUAAAGACUGUGGACAACAAAUUAUUGGUACACGCAAAACACGAAGAAAAAACAGAAUCUAAGUCAGUGUAUCGAGAGUACAAUAGGGAAUUCCUGCUGCCUAAGGGAACCAAUCCUGAACAAAUCAAGAGUUCUUUGAGCAAAGAUGGCGUUUUGACGGUCGAGGCCCCAUUGCCGGCGAUCACUGCUGGAGAAACAUUGAUUCCAAUCCAACACUAAGCACCAAUUGUUUAUUUAAAUUCCCACCGCUUUUAGAUCGUUACUUUGAAAAUUUUGCAAUAUCUUUUUGGCAAUAUGUUAGACUUGUAAUUUAUUUAUGGAAUCUGUGCUAACUCAGACGAUCGUCACCUGUCGACGCUUAAUUAAGUUCUUUGUUUAGCUAUGCAAGAAGUGUAGUAUAUAAACUUUUGUAAGUUAUUUAUAAACAAUAAAGUAUUUUUAAACAGA